Molecule: messenger RNA, 1407 nt
Organism: Cololabis saira (Pacific saury)
Lineage: Eukaryota; Metazoa; Chordata; Actinopteri; Beloniformes; Belonidae
Product: H-2 class I histocompatibility antigen, Q9 alpha chain-like
Exons: 8
Coding region: 1-1092 (363 amino acids)
Biological process (GO): immune response
Cellular component (GO): external side of plasma membrane
Source: RefSeq, a predicted model, not a curated record
AUGAGACUCCUGUUUUUGCUUGUGAUGGGAAUAAAUCUCACAUCAGCAGUGAUUCACUCUCUGAAGUAUUUCUACUCUGGAUCAUCUGGAAUCCCAAACUUCCCAGAGUUUGUGGCUGUUGGAUUAGUAGAUGAUGUUCAGAUUGUUUACUAUGACAGCAACACCGGGAAGACAGAACCUAAACAGGACUGGAUGAGCAGAGUCACAGAAGAUGAUCAAUAUUACUGGAUGAGUGAGACUGGUUCCUGUGUAUUUAAACAGAUGAGCUUCAUAGCCAACAUUGACAAUGCAAAGAAGCGCUUCAACCAAACUAGAGGUGUUCACAUUUUCCAGAAUAUGUAUGGAUGUGAGUGGGACGAUGAGACUGGAGACGUUAAAGGUUAUUAUCAGGUUGGUUACGAUGGAGAAGACUUUGUAGCUCUGGACGAAAAGAUGGAGUCAUGGAUCGCUCCAACACCACAGGCUGUCAUCACCAAACACAAGUGGGAUCAUGACAGAGGUUUGAUGCAAACGCAGAAGAACUACUUCACCCAGAUUUGUCCUGAGUGGGUGAAGAAGUAUGUGAACUAUGGGAGGAGCUCUCUGAUGAGAACAGAGCGUCCUACAGUGUCUCUCCUCCAGAAAACAUCCUCCUCUCCAGUCAGCUGCCACGCUACAGGUUUCUACCCCAACAGAGCCGAGAUGUUCUGGAGGAAGGAUGGAGAGGAGAUCCAUGAAGGUGUGGACAAAGGAGAGAUCCUCCCCAACCACGACGGGACCUUCCAGAUGACUGUUCACCUCAGACUUCCAUCAGACUCAUCUGAGGACUGGACCAAGUACGAAUGUGUGAUUCAGCUGUCUGGAGACAACAACGACAUCAUCACCAAACUGGACCGACCAUGGGUCCGGUCCAAUGAACCGAAACCAAACGACAUGAUCGUCCCCAUCGUUGUUGCUCUGGUUGUUCUCGAUGUCGUCAUCAUCACUGUGGUUGUCGGAGUCGGAGUCGCUAUUCACAAAAACAAGUUUCGUCUUCAUAAAAAGAACAACAAUAGUUCUCCAUCUCCUGACAGCCAAGACAGCAUGCAGCAAAUGCUUCCUAAAACUGAAUGAUGAACAAAAAGCUGAACCCAGUUCACGUUUGUAUUGAAGAAGAAACUUCAUCACCAUCAUGGGAGAAGAAAUAGAGUAUAUCUACCUCUGUAUUGACCUGGACAGACGAGCAGACUAAUGCUGUUCAGAAGAAGAGGCUGCUGGAGCCAUUUAUAGUGACUUUAGGUUAGGUGUUUUAGACUUAUUUAUCUCUGGUCUGUAUUUAUCCAUCUUGGGUUGUUAGUCACAUGGUGUUUCAGGAAGGUAUAUGUACAAGUGCGCUUAGUACGAGCUGAGGAAGGUGCGGAUCACACGAGUUUUACUGUAGCUGACCGC